CCUCCAACUCCAACCCCUUCGCCGAGGCGAAUGUUCCCUCUUUCUGGUCGUCGUCUUCCAUAGCCGGGAAGCUGUUUGUGACCAUACAUGCCUCUGGACGAUAAACUCCACGCUCAUUAACUUGUCCUGAACAAAAGAAAACAUUUAGAGUCUUCUUCCUCUGCCCCGGAACAUCAUUCAAGCCAUGCUUCUUUCCUCAUCACUACUCCUGCUCCUUGGUCUCCUUACCUGGCAUGCAAGUACAUCAUGGGCUGCUAAAAUCAUCGUGGUCCCACCCACCCUGUUUGAAUCACACAUGUACAUCUUCAAUACAUUGGCUGUCGCUCUGCACCAGGACGGCCAUGAGGUCCAUUUUCUUGUCUCUGAGGGUCGUGAGGUCGUUGAUUCUCCUCACUAUAAACUACAGCGGUACCCAGGGAUCUUCAACAGCAGCACAGCAGAAAGUUUUAUGCAGGCCAAAGUCAGCAACAUCUUUGCAGGGCGCCUUACAUUUCUGGAGCUUUUUGACAUUCUUGAACACUACAGUCAGAAUUGUGACUAUUCUAUUGUAGGCAAUACAAAAGUGAUGGCCCGUCUGAAGGAGGCUAAUUUCGACCUGUUGCUGGUGGACCCCAAUGAAAUGUGCGGUUUCGUGCUUGCACACAUUCUGGGCCUGAAAUAUGCAGUGGUCAGCACGGGUUUGUGGUACCCUACGGAAGUGUGCGCUCCAGCCCCGCUUUCGUACGUUCCCGUGUUCAACUCCUUGCUAACCGACCGCAUGUCCCUCCUCCAGAGGAUCUCCAACACAGCCGUCUAUCUCUUGGAGAACUUUGGAGUCAAUUUUAUUGUGAUACCCAAGUACGACCGUAUUAUGAAGAAACAUGGAAUAACGCCACAAGUGCCCAUGACUGAGCUGGUGCGAGGGAGCCAGAUGUGGAUGCUGUGCACAGACCUAGCGUUGGAAUUCCCCAGGCCCACCUUGCCACAUGUGGUGUAUGUCGGAGGCAUCCUUAACCGACCAGCCAACCCACUGCCACAGGAGUUUGAGGCAUGGGUUAAUGAUACAGCAGAUCACGGCUUUGUUGUCGUGUCCUUUGGCGCUGGGGUCAAGUACCUUUCCCAUGACAUUGCACACAAACUAGCAGGAGCCCUUGCCAGGUUACCCCAGCAAGUCAUUUGGAGGUUUUCAGGUGUCCCACCCAGUAACCUUGGCAACAACACCAGGCUUGUCGAAUGGAUGCCUCAGAAUGACCUAUUAGGACAUGCCAAGAUAAGGGCUUUCUUGAGCCACGGGGGUCUAAACAGUAUCUUUGAAGCCCUGUAUCAUGGAGUUCCGGUGGUGGGUGUGCCCCUAUUUGGAGACCACUAUGACACCAUGAUCCGUGUGACCGCUAAAGGUAUGGGCAUCAUGUUGCACUGGAAGAGCAUGAGUGAAGAUGAUCUUUACAACGCCCUGGCCACCGUCAUAAAGGACACCAGGUACCGCCAGCGAGCAGAGCUUCUCUCCACCAUCCACAAGGACCAGCCGGAACACCCUGUGUCAAGAGUGGUCUACUGGAUCAAUUACAUCCUUCGUCACAACGGCACCGAACACCUGCGUGCCGCUGUAUACGACAUCUCCCUCUACCAGUACUUCUUGCUGGAUGUGUUCUUUGUCAUAGGGGCUGCCUUGGUCAUGGGUAACUUUGCCGUGAGGCAUUUGGGACGAUUGCUGCGUGCAAAGUGUAGUGACCAUAGUAACAUAGUAAGUGACCAAGUAAAUGGUAUUUCCAGGCAGGAGGGCAACAUGAUCAACGGGCACUGCCACUCCGUGGCCAACGGUAAACACAAACGCAACAACUCCUUAAAAAAUGAGAAGAAGGUGAAUUAAUGUUUGCAAAUGGCCAAGGUGGACAAGGAGGCAGUUGCUUAAGUGUGCAGCCCUCUGGUCGGCAUGGUGCCUUCAUAAAAGCCAAGGAAAGUCCGUCGUUAGGUCUGCAUAAUGAGGCAACUGCCACUCACAGUGAGGUUAACGGAUGAUACAAAAUAUGGGUAUGGAACAAGGUGUUGUGCGCUCUGGGUGUGUGUUUGUGUGUGUGUGUGUGUGUGUGUGUGUGCACGCGUCUGUGUGUGUCCAUUGAUGUGAAUUUAAAAUCUAAACACCGAUGGCGUCAGCACAUCACCAAAUUGGAACAGUGAGGAUGAAACACUUCUCCUCUCCACUAAUCCUGACCUCCGAACGGUGGAAUGACGAUGAAGAAGUGACACGUGAACUUUGUGAACUAUUUUAACUAUUUAUUUUUUCUUAUCCUUUAACUACAAGGCUUCCCAAGCAUCGGCUUAACUCUAAAUUUAUUUAUUACUGUACAAACAGGAUACAUAUAAUGAACUUUUAAAAAUAUCUUAUUUUAAUUUAUUUAAUGGACUCAGCAUGAUGGGGGGGUAUACAGUCCCUCCAUGAUCCGCAAUGUCAUGAAGGGCUGAUGUAUGACGAUUUGCUUUGUGUCUGAUAUAUUGUUCGUGUCAAGGUAGUGAAUUAUCUUUAAGUUAGUGUACACUUAAUUUAUUAUGAUGAGCAAAUGUAGUGAGAGUCACAUCCCUCAUGCCGCCUGUAUAAUCAUGUAUUUAUGAGGUAGGCUUCAGUUGGUGCAUGUGGGCUUGCUGUUUCCAUGUUAAAAAUAAGUGUGUACGUGAAGGUGAAGAUGAGUUGUGUUUAGUCUUUUUUCGACUGCGGAAGGGAUGAAGUCUAUGCUUUCAAACUGUAGGCUUCUAUUAGUAUCAUGGUUUUUUCAUCUUAUGUCAAGCAAUGCCAUGGUGUUGAGGUUUUCUUUCUCAAACUGCUAUUUUAUUCUAUACACAGAUGCAGGAGGGGGCUGCAUGAGGCCUACUGUGGUUCUGACAAGGGAUGGUCCUAAGCAUUGAUGAUUAAAAUUCUGUCAUAUGGAUUCGAUGGUUGAUUAAUUGCAAAUAUGAGCUCACUGCUAGCUUGCUAUGAGGAGAGGCAACAGUUGAUUCACUCCUUGCUAGUAUUCUGUCUAACAACUGACGACUGUAAGUUGAGCUCCAACCAUAUUUUAGUAAAUCACUGGCAUCGAAGCAUCAAUUAAUUGAUGCAAUUAGCAGUAGUAGUGGUGGUAUAAAAUUCUGGUCCCUAGAUAUUACCACGGCAACAACAACAUACAGGACAAGUGGGUGGAGUAUCUUAAAAGCAGUUUGUCACUGGACAUUUCACUUCAAGUAAACUGAAAUUUCAGCAUUUUCAUUAACUGUUUUUGCACUUUAGUCAGCUUUCUAUUUUGCAAAUGUUGCACAUAAAACACAUCACCGAUAGAUACUUUCCUAAUUGUACAGAAGCAUCAUACAAUGUAACUGUGAGUACACACCUCACAUUUCCGCAACCAGUUUUAUUAUAGUAUAUCAUCACACUUUUCCUCCCACAUUCCAAAAACAUGCUAGGUUAAUUGGCGACUCCAAAUUGUCCAUAGGUAUGAAUGUGAGUGUGAAUGGUUGUUUGUCUAUAUGUGCCCUGUGAUUGGCUGGCGACCAUUCAGGGUGUACCCCGCCUCUUGCCGGAAGACAGCUGGGAUAGGCUCCAGCAUACCUGCGACAUGUAAGGAUAAGCGGCACAGAAAGUGGAUGGAUGGAUAUCCUGCAAUGCUAUAAUAUCCACUGACAAUGACUGAACACACAGCCAUUACUAUGUAAGUAGUUGUUAAUACACCUCACAGUGAACAUGUCCAAAUUAUGUCCAAUGCACUCAUACACCAUAACUGUAAGUAAGACACAAUUAUCCUGCUAUUUAAUUGUGAUGCCGCUAUUUAGACAAUUAUGGUCUCGUGUGAUUUUAGUAAAUCAAUACUGCCAUACAAGCUGUACACUGACUACUCUAAUCUAUGUCCACAUUUAAGUCCUACAGUAUUGUCCCUUGAGAAAAUAUUCUGUAAAAAAUGCUUGCUGAAACAUGAGGAGUGUACUCACUUUUCCUGCAUGUCCUGCACGAGCACAUCCCAAAAAUUGUCUUUUCUACUUAUCACACUGCAUUUUUUUUCAUAAUCCAUCCAACAAACUAUUGUACAGUACUGUAUAUUCAUGAAAAAACUUUCAUCCUUUCCCCCGUGAGCUGCAAUGACACCUGAAUAGUCAGACCCAGUCCUGAUACUUGAAUCCUCAUCAUUCUCAUCAGUCACAUGUUCAUCUGUCAGGCUUGGGGGUGGGGCUUCAGGUGCUUCACGAGCUAUGAACGGGGUGCGGAGGGACAGAAAAGUGUAUUUUUGAAGGUUCAUAUUUAUAGUUAUUUGCUUAUUAAAGUGACCCCCACGAAAAGUGGAGAUCUACUGAAUAAUGUGUGAAUUCCACAGUGUAGUCGCUUCAACAUUUCAUGCUAUAUUUUUGAUUUUAAAAUGUUUCGCCUCGAUUUCAACCUGUUUUUCUUCUUGUCAGAUGUUGUAAAUACAACAGUGUAAACAAUAUACUAAUGUUAAAUAAAUCUCUUUUCUUUGC
Messenger RNA from Doryrhamphus excisus (bluestripe pipefish), 4458 nucleotides. RefSeq names its product 2-hydroxyacylsphingosine 1-beta-galactosyltransferase. Gene Ontology annotation, cellular component: endoplasmic reticulum. The record is from RefSeq and is a predicted model, not a curated record. Gene Ontology annotation, molecular function: N-acylsphingosine galactosyltransferase activity. NCBI's taxonomy places the organism in Eukaryota, Metazoa, Chordata, Actinopteri, Syngnathiformes, Syngnathidae. Gene Ontology annotation, biological process: galactosylceramide biosynthetic process.